CCGAGGGCCGAGGCGCUAGCUGAGGGGCGGUUUCCAGAUACGGUUGUGCUCCAGCUUCUCUCGUGAAUGGCACCCUCCGCGGGCCGGCGUGCGUGCCUCUGUUCAUCGGAUUCACAGGCAUAGGCACCAGUUUCUCUGGGGCAUAUCGAAUGGAUGCUCCAUGGAAACGGUUGUUUGUCAAUGCAAGGGUCUCUCAAAGUCGGAGGAAGGCAGGUCUGCACUCGCGUUUGAAAGGGGGGCCAGGUUUGCUCGGAAUUGGGUUCGAGCUAGUGCAGCAAGGUGACCUGGGCGACAAGAUCAAUGGGCUGGCCCCGGGGGUGAGGAUGCGCAAUGGGGGGUGGGCAAAUGUAUUGGGGAUUGUUGUGUGCCCAAGUGUUGGCGGGAGGUCUGGUUUUUUGGACUGUGUUUGAUUUGAAAAGUUUGAUUUUACUGGAUGCUUGAUUGAUUCGGAGGCUCCUGUUCGUGCACGCUCCAGGCGUGAACCAAUACAUGAUGCUCCGCAAAGAGCGCUACCAACAGAUAGUGACAUGAGCAACCGAGCGCAAAACCAACAGGUAGAUCUAGGCAACAGGGUACUCUAGAAUAGGUGUUUGUUAAAUGUUAAUUAAGCCCGGGCUACACUGUACUGGACAGCAUGGCCUCAUCUGCAGCUGCUGAAGAUAUUAGGGACGGCCAGGUCAAGGUACCGACAGAGAACCAGCGAGCACGGUGGACUGAGAGCCAGAUUAGGUGGGCCGUUCUUGCUCAAGAGGGCUGGACAGAUGAGGAUGAGAAAGAACUGCAGAGGUUGGCACAGUCGGUGGCCAAGUGGAGGAAGUACAUGGGAAGUCCCGAUGGUGUGGAGGUGAAAGGCUGGUGGAGCCCUGAGGAGGACAAUCUGCUGAGCCGACUGGUCAAGAAGUUUGGGGCCCGGAACUGGCACUUCAUAUCGCCGGUCAUGGCCGGCCGCAGCGCCAAGAGCUGCAGGCUGCGAUGGUGCAACCAGCUCAAUCCUGAUGUCGAGAAGCGGCCCUUCACAGCGGAGGAAGAUGACAUCAUCCUCCAGGCGCAUACGGUUCACGGAAACAAGUGGGCUACCAUUGCAAAGCUACUGCCAGGAAGAACGGACAACGCGGUUAAGAACCACUUCAACUCGAUUCUGCGGCGCACUAAGACGGAGGAGCGCCGCACCCAGCGCCUCUUGGACGGACGUUCCUCUGGCCCUGACGGCCGCUCCGUAAGCCCCCGCGGUUCGCGACGAUCGGCCGCAUCAGACCAUUCUGGCCACCCUUACAGCGCCACCACUCAGGAGCUGUCUGAAGGCCCCCCCCCGAGAGGGAACCACGCUCUGCUCGACCUUAACGAGCCCCCAGCCGCUGACAACUACGAGAGUGGGCCAGAGUCGUCCAACGUAGGGGGGGCAAGAGACUGUUCCGACAGGCGAGGAAGGGAGGGGUCCGUGCAGGAUACUGAGAACUGCGGUGAUAGCAUUGGGGUUACGAAAGGGUUCAGGACGGGGGUUAGCGAGGAGGGGAGGGCCGAAUCGUCGGACGUCGAACAGGUUGCCCUUGCUGCGUGUAGGCUGGAAGAGAGGAGCGUGGGUAAGCGGAACCGGCGGCGGGGGGACGGAGACAGCGGGGACAGAAGGGGGGGAAGUACGGGAAACCUGGGGCCGGAUCUGAGGGAGGAGUCUGCGGAGUGCGAGGGCGAGAGGGCGCUCAAGAUUGCCCGCGUCGGGUUUCCGGAAACGGCAGGGGAGUUAGCAUCGGACGGGUCCCCCCGCUUCAGCAGCGUCAGUCCGGGGGGGGAGGACACAGCCCCCCAGCAGACAAGAAGCGGGUCUCGCCAGGGUCUGUCUCUACUCAGGACUGGACAGGUGGCGCAAGCACAUGCGCAGGUACAAGGGGAGAGGGGCUCGGAUCCAGAGAGUCCGACCUUCUUGCAGCUAGGACGGGGACCUGCUUUUGGAACCUUAGCGGAGAAGGCAGUCUCUGGUCGGGAAGCAGCAGCCUCUGUGCCGGUGGCUCUGAGUUUCGGGGGCGGGAUAGCGAUCGGACCGGGGUGGCCGCAGAUGCCUUCUGGACCUUUCUCUCUUCCCGUUCCGCCAGAACGCAGCGCUAUGCUUGAUGCUCCUUUUCGUGGAGAUAAUGGCGGGGGCGCCGGGGACCCACAGCCUCUCCUCUGUAAACCGUACCCCUACCCCGCUGCGGCGGUUUCUCAACUUGGGGGCAUGGAUUGCGGGUAUGGCCCGCCGGUUCCAGUGUUGGGUCCGGUUAACCCGGAGGUCAACCCACCGGCGAAGUCAGAGCUCGGACAGUCCCACAGCUCCCUGCUAGAAACGGGCAGGGCGAACAGCUUGCUUAUGGGGUGGGCUUCGCAGCUACAGGAAACGGGACAGCACAAGCAGGUGAACGACAGCAUGGUAGCGGAGAUGAGCGAGCUUUUUGGACGGCUCGCGCAGGGAGGGGCUGCGUUUCAGCAGCUUUGGUGCCCCCCUGGGCAGCACCCGUUGUGGCUCAUGACGCCCGCAGCCCAGCAACAGUACCUGGCGUCGCUCUUGCAACCGGGCGCGGUCGCUUUUCCGCAACAGGGUUUAAACCCCGCGUUCCUUCCGCCAAAUCCGUUGGCCUAUCAGGUGCCGGCACUGUGGCCCCCGACAGAAGAUCCUUGACGUUACCACGGGACUCGGUUUAACAGCGACAGCUUUUGAUGAGAGGUGGCGCUUGCGGCGGAUUGUGGUAUAUAGUGGAGAGCUUGAAAGCAGUAGAAAGCGGGCGCUUCGAUCAAGGCGGCGUCCCUUACUUGAUGAAGGUGUAAACUAAAUAAGAGCGUUGCAGUAAGGGCAGCCCGCGCCCACAAGCGAGUGCGGGCUUUGUAGAAAUAUUUUCAAGGUUGCAUUGCACAGUUGAGCAUUCGAGGAGGAGUGGUUUUGCGCCGGUCAGGAAUGAUCGGGAGGGGCUGAGAUCAAAACAGCACUGGUUUGACUUGCUUAAAUUCACACCGUUUAAACUGUAAGGAACAGUCGUUGCGCUUACGUUUAGUUUACGUUUGAUUCCCCCCAUAUGAUUAGUCAUAGAUUACUGAGUAACAGUACUGCCCGUUGCGUCACUCAGAGUUUUAUGCUUGGAAGACACAGCCAGAGUGUAGUACCAUUGCAGACCCGAUCGUGAAGUGAACCACCUUUAAGAUGAGUGCCCAGCACACCUUUGCAGUGCAGUAAGAUCUUCAGAAAUUCAUGGAAAGCUC
Klebsormidium nitens is the source of this 3225-nucleotide messenger RNA. The record is from the annotation of a GenBank genome assembly. NCBI's taxonomy places the organism in Eukaryota, Viridiplantae, Streptophyta, Klebsormidiophyceae, Klebsormidiales, Klebsormidiaceae.